This is a messenger RNA of Ornithodoros turicata, 875 nucleotides long. RefSeq lists its product as uncharacterized. The record is from RefSeq and is a predicted model, not a curated record. Bases 65 to 724 code for a protein of 219 amino acids. NCBI's taxonomy places the organism in Eukaryota, Metazoa, Arthropoda, Arachnida, Ixodida, Argasidae. The transcript is spliced from 4 exons.
CACAACUGUCCAGCAGGAUCAGUGGCUAUUCUGACGUGUUGUGAGAGGACUUUCUUCAUUCAAGAUGAAUCACUUAAUGGUCUUCGCCAUGCUGUUCGCUGGAGCUGCGGCAGCGAUCAUGGACACCAUAAAUACGCCUUUCAAGAUAAACAUCGACAAAGAAAUCAUGGCACUCAACAUGGACCCUAUGCCUUUGCCGAACAUUGAAUUCAGUAUCAAGCCUACCGAUUCAAUUACUGAAAUUAAGCUGAUCAAUGGCAAGGUGGAGGGCCUCAGUAAGGUCAUCAAGCCCCUGGGUCGUUGCAUGGAACGCAAAGAGGACGGUGACAUUGCCUGUCACAUAACGAUUGACGGCCUGCGAAUCAUCUACGAGGCGACAUCGAUUAAUCCAGACAAAACAUUCGACGUGGAAGUGAUCAUUCAACACAGCGCCAUUGAAAUGAUCAUCGGCGCCACACCAGACGGUAUGAUGACUCUGAAGAACAUCCGUAUCCAAAGUAUGUACCCCUGGAUUCGCACACCUAGGGUGAUUAGUGGCGACAUGAUCAUGAACAGCAUGUUUGACAUGGAGCUCAAGAUGAAGCUGCACGAACUUUUCGUGGACAACACGGUGACAGCGAAAUUCGACAAGGCUCUGGAGAAGGUUAUCGCCUUGGAACGCUUCCCCAAGAAAAUCAUUGGAAAUGAGAUACCCAUCGAUACUAGCUUUAUCAUCGGUAUCUAAGCGGUUCAUGAUGCCCGAACGACUUCAGGAAACAGACAAAGGCAGCCUUGUACACUUCUGUGAUGUCUUUUACGCACACACGUUUUUGUUUUGAACCUUGGUAUUGUAUCAGAGUAAUGUUGCAAAUAAAUUUAGCGUCUCGUCACAUGGG